This is a messenger RNA of Phyllostomus discolor (pale spear-nosed bat), 13132 nucleotides long. RefSeq names its product synaptotagmin 16 (gene SYT16). Bases 55 to 1662 code for a protein of 535 amino acids. Lineage: Eukaryota; Metazoa; Chordata; Mammalia; Chiroptera; Phyllostomidae. The record is from RefSeq and is a predicted model, not a curated record. The transcript has 7 exons.
UUCGCGCAGGGUCCCCCAGCCGCCGGCGGCCGCUCCGCAGCCCCUAGCCGAACCAUGGCGACUGACAUCCCACCUGAAGCCAUUGGCUUCUUAUCUGCAGUUGGGCUCUUCAUUGUUCUUCUGGCUGUCCUGUUCCUGUUCAUCAACAAGAAGCUGUGUUUCGAAAAGAUAGGAGGCCCUCCAUUCUUGGAGCAACAAGGGAAAAGAAAGCACUCUAAAGACAAGACUGGGACUUGCGAAGGGCUGGUUAACAGCUUUGGAGACGAUGAAGAGCUGUGUACGUCUUCUGACUCUGAUGAGGAGGUCAUCAAACAAUUUGAGAUUUCUGUGUCCCGGUCCCAGAGUUUCCGUUCAAGAGCACCUGAGAAAGGCAAGCAGACAGGAUCGGAGCAGAAACCAAAAUUGCGCUGCUUGCUCUCUACCAGCAAAGAGGACAGCACGCAAGUGUCUGCCUGUGAAGAUUUGGAUGGAGCCAGCCAACUGAAUUAUCCUGAGAAUCUGUCUUUUGGUGAAGAGGAUCCCAUCUCUGCCCCCUCACGGUCCCCGUGUGAGGCGGGCGAUGCCAGGCACCAGGGCGCACCCCCUCAGGAGACCCGUGUGGUGCACAGCCUCCGUCGCCAGUCCACGGAGGGCAGCUUGGAGGCGGAGACUGCUUUCAAUAACCGGGGGCUCGAAGACUCCUAUGCCACUGACAGCUCCUCUGUGUGGAGUCCAGAGGAGCAAGAUGGGGCCAAUUUUCAGGUGCCAUCUGGGGUCCCAGAGCCCAUCUCAAAAUGUGGUGAUCUGGAUGUCAUCUUUGAAUAUAGAGCUGCCAGCCAGAAACUCACAGUGACCAUUGUGAGAGCACAGGGCCUCCCGGAUAAGGACCGAAGUGGCAUCAACUCCUGGCAAGUUCACGUAGUCCUGCUGCCCAGUAAGAAACAAAGGGGCAGGACGAACAUACAGAGGGGGCCCAACCCUGUCUUCAAGGAGAAGGUCACCUUCGCCAAGCUAGAGCCCAGAGAUGUGGCUGCCUGUGCCAUCCGCUUCCGCCUGUACGCUGCCCGCAAGAUGACCCGUGAGAGAAUGAUGGGAGAGAAGCUGUUCUAUCUGAGCCACCUGCACCCAGAAGCGGAAACAAAAGUGACUCUGGUUCUGGAGCCAAGAAGUAAUAUCAGUAGUGGAGAGUCUCCGCUCAGCCCAUCUGCCGUUUCUCACAGUGAUAGUGCUUCAUCCACGCAGUCGCUGUCUCAUGGAGGGGCGCCAGAGCUGUUGGUGGGGCUGUCCUAUAAUGCCACAACGGGGCGAUUAUCUGUGGAAAUGAUCAAAGGCAGCCAUUUCCGAAACCUCGCUGUGAACAGAGCGCCUGAUACAUAUGGAAAACUCUUUCUCCUCAAUUCUGUGGGUCAAGAGAUGUCCCGCUGCAAGACAUCUAUUCGACGUGGUCAGCCCAAUCCUGUCUAUAAGGAGACCUUUGUUUUCCAGGUGGCCCUCUUUCAGCUCUCUGAUGUCACAUUGAUGAUUUCCAUUUAUAACAGGCGUACUAUGAAGCGUAAAGAGAUGAUUGGUUGGAUUGCCCUGGGCCAAAACAGUAGUGGAGAGGAGGAACAAGACCAUUGGGAGGAAAUGAAGGAGACCAAAGGCCAGCAGGUCUGCAGGUGGCAUAGCUUGCUUGAAUCCUAGGUUUAUCAACGGGUGUCUGUAUGCUACAUGCGCUCUGGUGGCCCUAGGUGUUGACUCCCAACGCCAGCUCAGUGUAUGCUAGCAGUCUUUUCAAAGACAGGCUUUCAAAUAGGGAUUCAAUUCCACUAACUCCUAGGACAUUCUGUGUGUAGGGGGGCGGGGGAAUGGGGAUCUUUGGGUUUCUCAAAGGUUUGAUUUGAAUUUAAGUGUUGUAAUUUAAAAAAAUUCUACAUAUACAGUCAACUAUGUGGAAAAUGUUACCAUAGUUGCAAGCAGUGAUGAUGAGUUAAUUUGUGUUAAUAGGUUAUUGAGUUUCAGCUCAGACUCUGGAAUGAAGCUUCUUCUACUCCCUUUUCUGUUUGCUUGAAGAGUAACCUGAGAUCGCAAGGGAGCUGAUAAAAUGUUACUAUUUGCAAUCACUUAUGUGUAUGAUUCAGAAUUUUAUUAAUAUGGUGCAAAAAAACUCCAAACUACAGAAAUGAGUCAGACACUGAGGCUCAAAGAGGAAUGUAACUGUUACCCAUCGUCCCUGAUUUCACAUUUUUCUCUUCAUCAAAGCCCCCCUCAUUUAUUUACCUAACAAAUAAAUGUUAUAUAAACUUGCACUUACAAAACAAAUUUGUAUUAAUUAAAUACCUCUUUUUAUCUCACUUAUAUAUUGUGGUUUUCCUAUGAGGUUUGGUUAGAUAAAUCAUUUUGAAACUAAAAAAUAGUUACAAAAAAAACUGUUGAAAGACAACUUGUCUCCUUUGAAUAUAUAAGGUUUCAAACUUGUAACUUCCAAGAUUUUUAUGCUCUUUGUCUCACCGAAUAAGCUCUUACAGAAUGAGAAGAAAACCAAAAAACCUAUUUAAGUCAUGGAUUUAUUGAUUUUUUCUGAAUCUAGUGCUUUCCUUUUAGAUCAUACUUUUUUAUAUGCAAUUAUAUACUCAAACAUCUAUUUUGAAUGUAUGCCUGCAUGUAAACCAUACUUUUUUAUGCAAUAUUUUCAAUCACUAGAGCAUAGUAAGUUGUAAACAAUGGGUCUUUAAUAAUGUUAACUCAGUUGACUCUUAAAAAUGAACAUGUUACAAUACCUGUGAGUGGAGAAAUAUUUCCAGCUUGUAUGCAAUGACCCUACAUUUUUCUUGGAGCUUUUGAUGUGCCUGGAAUUGUCUCUCUUUGUUUUUUUUUUCAUGGCAUUUGCAGCAACACAUAUUAGUUACUGCCUGUAUCUGGGCCCGUGCUGUUUGGAACGGUGACAUUGUGUGGUUGUGAGCAUGAAAUUUUACUUCCGACUGGCUUUUACAUAUUUGUGCAGUGCAUGUUUCCUUAGUUUUUCUUAGGUCUGAGCCCUUCAUUUCAAUUCCUUUAAGUGGGCAGGAAUAAGAAACGGAAGGGAUGUGUGUACUUGGAACGCUGUGCCCACGUGCAGUGCUUCUGAGCGAUUGCUCAGUCACUUAUUUUUAGCUUUUAUGUUUCAUUGUUGACUUUUUGCUGUGUAUGAGGAGAGUGAUAGCUAGUGAUGGAUGUAUACAGUUAAAAACACAGAACUCCCUCUCAGCUCUCCAUUUUGACAGAUUGCAAAUGCAGUCGGUAACACUUGAAGGACAUAUUUAUUCCUUACAGCCGGCAACGGUUAUCCUGACAACACCAGAGUCAGGCACAGAAUAACCCUACCAGGAUUUCAAAUACCAACUUUUGGAAUGAAGUGCUUGCACAUGGGAUACUCAGAAUAAGCAAAACAAAUUAUCUCCAUUUAUUUUCAGGUCUUGGGAGUUUCAUGUAUAAUGCCGCUCAGUUAAUUGGGAAUAAGUAAUAAAACCAUGCUCCUUAGGGUUUUUACCCUAUCCUCCUUUGGAAGACCUCAAAGUGCUUUUCCAACAUUGUAUCCAUUAACUACUGAGUGGUCUUUGCAGUGUGGCUGUGUCAAUAACUGGAACUGAGUGCAAUUGAUUAAGUAGCGGCACAAAGAAUUGGCUCCUCACAUCCCUCACCCGCUUCAUGCGCGUGUUUAAAGGGAAGUGGAGCAGCCUUGUUAUGCCUCUCUUUAUGCAGCCACAUAAAAGCAGCAUUCACUUUAAAAUUUACAUUUGAAAAAAUCUGCAUAUAUUGUACAGACAGUCCUAGAUUUCUGCCCCCCUCAUAUUUCCCUGCCUUAUGUGUCACUGCAUCUCUUAUCUCUUGGGGCCCAAUCACCCCCUCUAACUUCCUUCUCUGCUGCCUUGACCCACCCGUUUUUAAGGUUUUCUGCUGGUUUGGUAAAGGCAUCUUUGUGCAUUUGAUCUGCUUCCCAAUAGUCUGUUUAUCACAUAUAGUUAUAGGAGUGUCAGCAUUUUAAGGGAAGGGAUGCCUGAAAGGCAUUUUUUAUUUUUAUAAUUUUACAGUAUUGGUGCUACUCACCAUGUGGGGUGUAUGUACAUCUUGAAUAUACAGCAACAACCACCCUAAAGCUGAUGUCUAAAUAUAAAAUGCUAAUGACAAGAUACAUUAAAAUAUGAGGCUGAUUUUUUACAUUGAUUUGAAAUUCUAGUUUAGUAAGAUCUUUCAAUUUUGAGCACUUAAACUCCCUUAUUUUCUUGGCAGUCUAGACAUGAUGCGUUGAACAUGUUUUUCACUUGAGCUUUCACAUGUGCAUUUGCUUUUCAAAAGAUUUAUGAAAGACAAUUAGUUGGUUCUGAAGUGAAAAAAAAAGCUGCUUUUAUGUGUUUUCUCUAGCUCAUAAUUAAUAUCUCAUAGGGACAUUUGACAUUGAGGAAACAUCAGUAUUUGUUGCAUGAGUAGUCCUCUCCAUGAUUUUUCCUGAAGAGGUGCUUUUAAAAUAAGAUUAUUGAAGGAUAUUGAUGCACUGGGUUUAUGGAAAUGGGCUUUCUUGCAGGGUGUCGGUUUAUAACUGAAUUGUGAAGUGCUGGUUUUACCCAUCAUGGAGAUGGUGCCUGUGCUCCCGCUACCCUUCCGACUACUGCUGGAUUUGUAAAUGGGGCAUUCACCAGGCAGCUGAGCACCUGCUCUCUCUCCUCUCUCCUUCACUGGCUCCCAGUGUGAUGCACAGUUGUUUGGGACCCUGUUUUGGCUGUUGUUGCGUAACUGUGAGGGGAGGUCUCGCCUUCUUAACAAAAGCACUUGUAAUGCUGUUAGCUGUAUUAUACUGAGCAUUCUAUGUGCACAAAGUUUGAGAAAGAAUCCUCACCGUAAUUUCAAGGGGCAAAGAGAGUGUAGUACUGCAUUGUCAUUUGCUCCCUCUGCUCCUCCUUCAAAGACAAUGAUUGACCUCAAAUGUCAAGAUCCUCCACAGUACUAGGUGCUACUGGCAUGCUCCCACCAAUUUUACAAAUUGUUGACACUUCGGCCAGGAACUGUGCUUUACAUCCUGGCUAUACUAGGUGGUCUUAUCUGAAAAUCAAAACUCUCUUCUUUUCAAAUAAAGCCUUAUUUAAGUUGAAAUUACUAUCAGGUUACAUGAAAGUGUUUCUCUGGUAUAGCCAAUGAAUUGACUAAAUUGAUGGUUCACUGUGGACAUGGAAUUGUGAGUUUGCCCCCAAGCCUGGCUAUCCUUUUGCAGCGGAGGACUUAGAACAUUAAGAUCAGGUAACUGAGUAGGAAAAGAUUAUUUGGAGAUGACCUAAACCCAAAUGAGUGCAUAUUCUUCAAUGACAAGGAAAUGACUACACAACUCAUUUGGCAUCAUCUCCUCUCACCUUUGAGGAAACCAUGGCCAAAGAACAUACAUUUCAUUCUAUUUGAUUCACAACAAAAGCAACUGAUAGGUAAUCCUGAAGUGGAAAAGUAUUCUUGCCUUAAAAAAAUCAUUCUUUUGCCCUGGCCAGCAUGGCUCCGUUGGUGGGGUGUUGUCCUACAAAGCAAAAGGUUAUCAGUUUGAUUCCUGGUCAGAACACAAGUGUAGGUGGCGGGUUCAGUCCCUGGCUGGCGUAUGUAUGAGAGGUAACCGAUCAAUGUUUCUCUCUUGUGUCGAUGUUUCUCUUCUUCUUUUGCCCUCCCUUUCCCUCUCUAAAAAAAUCAUUCUUUUAUUCCAAAGAAAAAAACUAUGCAAACUAUAAGAAACAAAUAAUCAUAGUAGGUAUAUGAAAGAAUUAAAGAAUAAAUAAAUAAGCUGGAAAACUUUAGCAUCUACCAGCAUAUAUUCUAGAAGAGUAAACUAAUAAUCCAAAAGAUAUUUUAGGCCAACUAGUUAUCAUUUUUUCAUGUCUCGUGGAAUUCUGGAAAAUACUUACAGAUAGUAUUUACAGAUGAAGGAAAUGAGGCUGGUCCAACACAUCUCAGAGAGGCUGACGUGACUUGAGGUUAGCCUGGGCUCGGGGAGAACUCUGCUAACUGCUGUGUAGCCUUAAGAAAACUACUUAUCCAGCUUGUGUCCCAGUUUCUUCGGGUGGAAAAUGGAAGUAAUAUCUACCUCAUGAAGUUUUUAAAAAGACAUUAAAGAAAUAACAGCAUAGAGUGCAGCAUAUUAUAAGCAUUCAUAUUUCCCCCUCACAAUCAUGCUUAAAAAAGAGAAAAAGGUAUUUAAGAUUUGUUUCUAUUUCUGGUGAAACUAAUGGUAGCAUUAAAGGAAGACUAGUCUGAAUUUGUGAAGCAAAGAAGUCUUAUUGGGGCAACCUGGCAAGAGAUACGCUUGUAUAAGGAGGAUGUAGAGUCUUAGUAAAUCCCCUAAGAGGUAUAAUAACCAAAUCUUUGUCCCCGCCUACCCACCUUUGGUUUGGGGGAGAUGCUAAACCUUGGUGCGCAUGAGCGUGCACAUCAUAGCAAAUCACACACAAGGCCACUCCUUGUCCCAGCUCUUCUCUACUGUUUGUACCUGGACAGGGCACCUUGUCACCGUCAGAAAGAGUUGGUGAAGAGGGCAACCUGAGUUCCUAUUUGAACUCUGACCUGACAAACUAAGGUAUUGUAAAUGCUGUGGCACUAUACUGACACCCUUUUUAACACAGACAACACUUAUUGGGGAGCCGGUAUUACAUGUCCAUACUAUAUCCUCAUAGGCAAGAAUUUUAAGUGAUCUAAUAACUCAACUAUCAAAACAUAUUGAACUGGUUGGACUGCGAAGUUCUAUUUAGGAUCAAUUAUUUAUCAAUUUCCCUUAAGAGAUCUUAAUGAAAUGAGCUUCACCAGAGUUGACAGUGACUUCUUUUUGGAGAGUUUUAAGACUGACUUGUUGAUAAAAUGGAAAGCGUGAUCGGUUGUUCUCAAGUGUUCGAACCUGAAGUAAAGAGGCGAGUUUUCAGGAAAAGCUUUGUGGACAUUCGAUCUGAAGAAGUGUCCUCUAGCUAACCUCGGCAAGUUCAGUAUAACCAGGUGCCAUGAGCUAGUCAUGUAUUACUUGUGUUUUUAAAUUAAGCGUGAUUGUGGGAUGGGGAAGUGUAAGGCUGUAUUCCCAAUAUUGCCAAAUUGUCAUUAUGCAGACUCAAGUGCUGGGCUUCCCAAUUCAGGAGAAAAAUGACGAAAUUGGAGAAGAACCCCUUAGUUGAGCUGUUCUAUUUGGGAAUAAUUCAGCAUCCAGGGAAGUUAGAGGGGUUGGUGUGGGUUGAAGAAGCUGUGGAGUGACUGCUAGUAACAGUUAUUCAGGAUAGAAGGAGUUCUUACCAAGAGGCCAGUGCCUUCCUUUCCUGACCACGUGGGCAGAGUCAGAGAAAGCUUCCACCUAAAUCAAGGCCGAGAGAGUUUAAGAUAGAAGGAGGAUUUUGUGAAGGUUGUUUUGAAUUAACUAAAAAUGUAUUCACUGGAUUUUCUUGUGUCUAACACCAUGCUUCUGGGGACAGCACAGGACUUAACAUCUUUUGGGGCUGUGACAACAUAUGGAAACAUUAGUCAUCGUAAUAACACCAGCAGUGCUCACCAACACAUUAGUCUAAUUACACUGCAUAAAACGUAGACUUCCUUGUUAUGGGUUAUUGGAAAGAGGUAGAUAUAUAUUGACUGAAUUUAUUGAAGAAAACGUCUAGGAAGCCUGGGACUUGAAGCCAUGUUGGGAGGGGAAUCACCAAGGGAGAUCACAGAACCUCCAUCUUCAGAAGUCUUUUAAAAUAGGAACCAAUGCCUGAGCUGGGGGUUCUGUCUACAGAGAACGAGACGGUACCCAGGAAGAGAGCCCUUAUAAAGUUCCUUCUGAGAGGUUAUAUUCCAGCCCCAAACAGCAUCGACAAUAACAACAGUAGGCCGCCCUCUUCCCCGUGGGACACUUUUCCACAUCGAUUUUUCUCCAUAUUGUGCAAGAUUUUCUCUGGGGGUUGCUGCCCAGGCUUUGGUUAGGCAGCUGGGAAUGUCUGCAGGACCCGCUCGAGUUUCCUCUCUUAUUGGGCUUUGACCGUUUGUGUCCCCCUUGGGUCACAAAGCAAUCACGUAGGCACACAGACAAGAAUCAGCUCUGUUUGUGGCCACAUUGGAACCUGGGAGACAGCUUGAGGCAUCACAGAACAAACGCUGAGACAGUCAAGGAGGCCUGAGGCCGAGGUAGAAUAAACCCACCCCGGGAGUUGCUGCCGCCCCUCGGUUGCUCACUAAUGCUGCCCUGAGGUGUCUCCAUUCUCCAGGGCAGUUUUUACUUCAUGUCACUGUUACCAGUCCCACGUCGAGGAUGUGAGGAGACUGCCUUCCCAUCAGUAUCGCCAUAUUUGUACACUAGUUUUGUUUACUUCAUUUUCCUCCUAAAGUGUCUACUUGCUGUUUUCUUUAUUACAUUAGUUUAUAUAAAACAUAUUCAUUCAAAGGACAUUUAUUAAGUAUAUGAUGCCCCAACUCUGGGUUAGGGGCUGUAGAAUAGCAAAUGUGUAAAAUGGUUUAACAGUCAUUUUUAUUUCUAAAUAUUCCUUUUUAAAAAUUUAAUUGUUUUUCAGUUUUUACUGAUUUUACUUUUUAAAUUGAACUUACUAGGGUGACAUUGGUUCACUAAACCACACAGGUUUCACGUGUACAGCUUAAUGAAAUGUCGUCUGCACACUGCACUGGGCGCCCAUCUCCCCAAGCAAAGUCUCCUUCUGUACCCAGCCCCCACGGUUUCCGCCUCCGCCUCAGCCCUCCUUUCCCUCUGCUUAUCUUUCACGGUUUCCCCUCCUUCUCCCACCCCUCACUGACAGGGAGAGGAUUUAAGAAAAGUGGAAGUUACUACUCCGCCUCUAAAAAUUAUACUUUCUUGUCAGUCUAUAUUUCCCUUCAAAAUAAAGGGAUAGUCUUUGCAUCUAAAGAAAGCAGUGUAGUAUUCCAUUCCAGUAAUUAAAUGAGAUAUGGCAGGAAAUAGAAGUUAGAUGUUUAGUAUUUUUAUUUUUAUAAUUGAAUAUUAAAUCCUCCUGGAAUGCUAGGUCUGUACAAACAAAUGGGACACAGUUCUUGGAAGCUCUGAGUUUCAGUACUUGAAAGGUAUUGCUACCUUUUGGUUUUUGAAAGAGGAAAACUGGGAACAGCUGCCAGAUGAAGGGGUGAUGGUGUGAACAAAGAACGCUGCGUUCUUCUCCCUGUCAUCUGAUUAAAUCGUCUUAGAUGUUAUACACUGAACACGUCUGGGGCAUCCCUGCGACAUGGGUGAAUGUCAGCAGUGGGAGUGUCCCUACCUUAGCAGAUUGACCACUAAUGAUUCCCAGUCUCAAACAAUUUUAAGCCCGCCUGAAUCUAACUCUUAAUGGGCUCAAUUUUAUAACAGGAGACAAAAAUAGAAGUUUUGGCAAAUGGAUUUAUUGCUUAUAAUUUUCAAUCUCAUAACUUAUCUCAAAUAUCUAUUAAACAAGUCUCAAUCCAUGUGAGUCAAGUCAGAAUCCUUCAUGUCCCAGAAAUUCUUACUAAAAACUAUUUUAUAGUGUUGCCCCGUUGACAGCCCACGAUAAAAAAAAAAAUCCACAUCUCUUAUUUGAUGAAAGCCUGAUAUUUGGGAAAAGAUAUCAGAAGGCUGCCAAUAAGAACUGAUUGGUGAGGAACAUGUACACUGAAAGAAUAUUUUCAUGUCUGUUAUUCUGUAUAAUAUAUUCAUACUCUAGGUCCACACAUCUCUCUUUGUUUCUUUAUCAAGUUCCUUAUCCUCUGCACCUUGAGCAAAGCUACUACUUUCACCACAUUUUCCUGUGACCCAUAAUAAUCUUUGUUAACUCACAAUCAUACCAAAUUAUAACGCAGUCUUUUGUUAUGCCACCAUACUAAUGCAGCUACAAAUUAAACUUCACUGUGAAAUACAAAGUCUUUUCCAGAAUUUUAAAAUUUAAUUUUAUUGCAGAUUUUAAGUUUAUGUAGAAGUUAGUAUUUGCAUACUUUAUUGUGAUUGAGAAAUUUGUGUAAUAAUAUUUGUUGGAAUAAGCUUUGACAUGUAUUUUCAGGAUAAAGUAGGAUGGUCUUUGUGAUCUCUUUACUUUUAAAGUAUAUAAUAUUAAUUUUUUGAGCAGUUUCAGAUUCACAACAAAACUAAGUGGGAGGUACACAGAGUUUCUGUAUAGCUUCUGUCCCUGAUCUCGUACGACCUCCUCCUCCACCAGCAUUCCACACCGGGGUGGGUGCAUCGGUUGCAGCCUGUGAAUCUACACUGACACGUCACCCAAAGCCCACAGUGCAGGUUCCGUUCCACGCUUGCAGGUUCACUGCCAUAGAGAUCCUGUGUGUUCUGCCUGUUCACCCCUCUCCCAAACCCUUGGAGACCACUAAUCUGAUCUUUUUAUUGUUCCAGGGUUUUGCCUUUUCCAGAAUGUCAUAUGGUUGGAAUCAUAGUAUGUAGUCUUUUCAGAUUGGCUUCUUUCACUUACUAACAUGCCUUUAGGUUUCCACUGUGUCUUUUAAUGGUUUGACAGCUCAUUUCUUUUUAGCAUUGAAUAAGAAUAUCUCAUUAUCUGGAUGUAUCCGUUUGUUUAUUUUCCUUUAUUUGCAGUUCUAAUUGCUAAUUGCUAAGGUACAUUUUGUUAAUGUGCAUGUUCUCAAGAAAAAUAGUUGGAUUAAUUCACAUGAUUCAUCAAAUAAAAUGUAGCAACUUCCAAUCUGGAAUCUAUUUCAGCUGAUAUUGGGCUAGUUUUACAUCUGAGGAGAAGAUUUAUGAAAAAUACCACUAUUUCAUAAUUUAUGUUAAACUGUCAUUGGAAUCUAAACAAAGGACGAUCUAAAGGCUGUGAGGAUGUGACCCCCAAAUUCAGUGACUGUGUCGUGUUUUCUGUUGUUGAGCCAUGAUUUAAGUAUACAUUAAGAAGAAGUGCUAAUUGCAUUAUUACCGAUUCGCAAUAGGAAACCACCUUCUGGUACUAGUUUAUAUGACAGCACCCUGUCAUGGUCAAUGGUGCAAACUAACUAAAAGUGGUAUGUGAGCAUCUGGCUCCUGCAGCAGCUCUGAGUUCUGAAUGGAGGAUGGCCGGUGAUAAUGACCCCUGACUGAGCAAGUGGGUGGAUGUGGCAGUGAUCACACUGAUAAUCACAGGAGGAGAGUGGGGAGGCCCGACUAACGAUCAAUAUCAGGUGAACAUUUGACAUUAUUUAUAUGUUCACGGACUGCCCUUGGUUUUGUAGUUGCGACUUGUGGAGCCUGGCGUGACUGCAGAGAUGAUGGUGUGGUUUUGGAAAGAAUAUUGGAUUAGAUUAAAACUAAUGAGGCCUGUGUUCCAGUACCCAAUCUUUCCCUAAUGAGCUCUAAAAUGAAUGUCAACUCACAAGGGAUCCAAGCCUUCAUCUAGGCAUCUGUCAGAUGAAAACAGCAAUGCUUACUUCAUUCAUUUUUUCUAGAUUGCUGUAAGAAUAAGAUUCAUUCAUUCCUUCAUUAAUAUACUGAACAUUCGGAGUCCCCACUAUGUAGCAUGACAAGGUAAUAGAUGGAAAAAUACUUCACAGAAGUAAGAGUUUUUAAAGAUGCAAGACAGUUUAUUAUUUUUACUUCAAGGUCAAAUCAUUUGUUUAUGUUGAUAUGUCAAAGUAAUUGAUGCUUUUAGAUCUCUGCCAAUCACUGAGCUAUACUCACAGAAUGUUAGUAAUUUGACUAAAAGUUACUUUGGAAUGGUCUUUAGCCAUUCAGCCUCUGAGAAAAUAAAGUGUUAGGCUCUAAUUCUUGUGUUCAGACACCCUGACCACAGAACACAUUGAAAAUCCAUCUUUCAACAGGCUUGCCAAUCUUUGAGUUGAACACAGAUUUUUUUUUUAAGAACAAUUUGACUUCGAGUAUAGGGGAAGUAGUCAACUGAAUGGCAUUUUUUUUCAUAAAAUGGGAUUUAGAUACAAUAUUUGGAAAGAUGCUUCCUCUACCAAAAAAGAUCCUCCAAUCUGUUAUUAUUUUUCUUUUGAAAAAUCAGGCUUUUCCACCUCUCUGCUCCAAGUGACUUUCUCCACCCAUAUAAUCAUUUCUUCCUGAAUACCAAUUACUAUUUCCUGAAAAAAAGAAUAGAAAAUCAUUUCAAGGUACAUCCAAGAUUUUAUAACAAUAUUUUGUGUUCACAGUGCAAGGUAAAUCUGACUUUCUUGAUUUUUUUUGGGGGGGUCUUCAUAUGGCACCUAGGAUAGUUGUUUACAUUUGUACACGGAUGUUUCCCCGUAAACCUACUAUGUGCAACUCUGUUGUUUUUAAAUAUUUUAUUGGUUUUCUCUUUUACCUCAACUGUUGAUGGUGUCCUUGAAGGACUUGCAUUAAAAAUGUGAAUGUGAAUGAUUCAUUCAUUUUGAACAUAUGUUACUAUUUUGGAGAGAUUGGACCCCACAUGGAGCGCACUGCUCCUGACGGGGUGGGGUGCUUUGUGUUUCUGUUCUACCCACAGCUGGGUGAUGGGGAUUUCUUAAUACUGUAAACCUGUACCUUUUCUAUUCCAUGCUUAUUUGAAUGAGUUAUUUAUACGUGUUAGACAGCCCUGAGUUUUUGGUGGUUGUGAAUGGUGGUUGAUAGCUUUAUGGAUGUCUCUUACGAGGACAGUUUAGCAUGACGCGGUGUAAUAUAAAAUCUGCUCUUCCUUUAUAUUACUAAGUCACCGGACAACGUUCCUGGUCAAAUCUGUUGUUCAAGGCCAGACUUAGUUGUGAGGUAGGAGCUGCCACAAACCUCUCCCCGCUGUUUCCUGGGCGCCCUCAGGCCCAGUUUUCCAGUAGAACCUGGAAAACUUUCUUGUUCUUGGAUGGCCCAGAGUUUCAAGAAAGAAACAAAAAAUAUUUUCUCUUCCAAAGGGUUGAACUGUAAUUUUAGAAAUUUCAAAACAUCUUCAGAACAUUCCAUGUAGGUGUCCUUAGGUUUCUCAUGGUAUGACUUACUGACUUAUGGUGUCUUCUGCUUAAGAGGCUGUCACCACAACAAACAGCUACAGAAUGUAAUGACCCACCCCAUUUCUAAGAUUACUUCGAUUGGUGACUAAUUAGUAUAUAGGAAAAGGUUUGAAAAAAAAUUAAUGGUUAAAAACUGGAGUACCUUUCAACCUUUUGUGAUAUCCAAGAUUUCAUAACAAUUGUGUUAGCGCGUUAUCGUUGCACUGUUAGGUAUGUGUUUUAACUCACAAGUCGGUGAAAUACUCAGUGGUGAUGUUCUUGUUUUAGGAUCACUCUUGGAAAA